CUCCCUGCACGGCCUCCCGUGCGCCCCUGUCAGACUGUGGCGGCCGGUCGCGCGGUGCGCUCUCCCUCCCUGCCCGCAGCCUGGAGAGGCGCUUCGUGCUGCACACCCCCGCGUUCCUGCCGGCACCGCGCCUGCCCUCUGCCGCGCUCCGCCCUGCCGCCGACCGCACGCCCGCCGCGGGACAUGGCACACGCACCGGCACGCUGCCCCAGCGCCCGGGGCUCCGGGGACGGCGAGAUGGGCAAGCCCAGGAACGUGGCGCUCAUCACCGGUAUCACAGGCCAGGAUGGUUCCUACCUGGCUGAGUUCCUGCUGGAGAAAGGCUAUGAGGUCCAUGGAAUUGUACGGCGGUCCAGUUCAUUUAAUACGGGUCGAAUUGAGCAUCUGUAUAAGAAUCCCCAGGCUCACAUUGAAGGAAACAUGAAGUUGCACUAUGGCGAUCUCACUGACAGUACCUGCCUUGUGAAGAUCAUUAAUGAAGUAAAGCCCACAGAGAUCUACAACCUUGGAGCCCAGAGCCACGUCAAAAUUUCCUUUGACCUCGCUGAGUACACUGCGGACGUUGACGGAGUUGGCACUCUACGACUUCUAGAUGCAGUUAAGACUUGUGGCCUUAUCAACUCUGUGAAGUUCUACCAAGCCUCAACAAGUGAACUUUAUGGGAAAGUGCAGGAAAUACCCCAGAAGGAGACCACCCCUUUCUAUCCCCGGUCACCCUAUGGGGCAGCAAAACUCUAUGCCUAUUGGAUUGUGGUGAACUUCCGUGAGGCGUAUAAUCUCUUUGCAGUGAACGGCAUUCUCUUCAAUCAUGAGAGUCCCAGAAGAGGAGCUAAUUUCGUUACUCGAAAAAUUAGCCGGUCAGUAGCUAAGAUUUACCUUGGACAACUGGAAUGUUUCAGUUUGGGAAAUCUGGAUGCCAAACGAGAUUGGGGCCAUGCCAAGGACUAUGUGGAGGCUAUGUGGUUGAUGUUGCAGAAUGAUGAGCCGGAGGACUUCGUUAUAGCUACUGGGGAGGUCCAUAGUGUCCGGGAAUUUGUCGAGAAAUCAUUCUUGCACAUUGGAAAAACCAUUGUGUGGGAAGGAAAGAAUGAAAAUGAAGUGGGCAGAUGUAAAGAGACCGGCAAAGUUCACGUGACUGUGGAUCUCAAGUACUACCGGCCAACUGAAGUGAUCUUCAUGCAGAAAAAGUUACUUGUUCCUUAGUACUGCCAGCUGUGUGCUUCUUGACCCAGGGGUAGAAAGGAUGAUCGUGGUGGAAGGUAGGGAUAUGCUGAAUUGGUGAUCGACUUCUGAUUCUGCCUAAACGGUAUGUUUCAAGGGAGUGUGACAGGCGCUGAGAUCCAGCAAGCUCUACAGCUCCUCCUAGAACUGCAGUAUCCCCAGUAGGCUAGAGAGCAGCCACCAAGGAAGACAUCAGGCUAUCAUCUGCUUUUAUCUGCCAACCACCCCCCAUGCUCCUCCCUUGGAAACCUGUCUGCAAAAACCCAUCUUUGUACUUGCUCCCUAGAGCCAGCUGAGUGUCACUUUGAUAGUCUAAAAUCUAUGUUGGUUUACUAUUGCUGAUGUAACAAGUAAUCACAAACUUAGUGGCUUAAAACUACCCAGAUUCAUUGUCUUACAGUUCUGGAGGUCAGAAGACCAAAUGGAGUCCCACUGAGCUAAAUCAAGGUGCUGGCAAAGCCACCUUCCUUGUUGAGGCUCCAGAGUUCUUGGACAGUGAGAUUUUCUCUUGGCAGGGAAUACUGAGUUAAUCACUUGGAACCGGUGCUGGGCUAGUGUUUUCCAUGGAAUGGAUAGCAUGUUGUUAAUCACUUUGCGGACUAAACCAAAAUGGAAGACGCUGGUGCAUCAUCUAUUUAAAAUUGCAUAAUGUACACACUCAGAAAACACCGCUGAUACAUUUGGGCAACUGGAAAUGAGGACAGGUCGUACUUGAGCCUGAGGGACAAGGACAGGCUUCCUAAUAAAGGGGAGUUUUAGAGCAGGGCUUUGGAAAGAUUUGUAAUUAAAAGAGAGAGUUGGGGGACGGGGUGUAAGAACUGGGAAAGAAUUCACAAUUGGGGCAGGAGGUGCUGUGGGAAUGAACCAGCCGCAUGAACAGAGACAUAGGCAGGGACUCUGUCAGGUGGAGUGGGUGGGUGGCCCAGUCUGGGAACCCUGAGAAGCAAGGCUGGUAGAGCCAAUAUCACCACACCCUGCCCUGGCCAGGCCUUCUCUCACGCAGCCAGCAGGCCACCCCUCUUCACCGCCUCACCUCCAAGCCUGUCUGUGCAGCAGCUUAGCCACUCCUCUUAUUUGUACCUCCUAUUUUCUUGCCUUUUUCUUUCUUGCUGUCACGAGUCUUAAAACCAGUCAUAUGUCAUCAUUAAACUCCACAUGGCCACUAUUCUGAUACCAUUAAUCUGUCUUUUGAUACCUGCCAUCUGACCCCUGAUGGGUUCAAAUUCUGGAAGAGUGUCUCCUCACCUGUUCCAUUAAGUUAGUUAAACAAGUUUUGUGUUUGAGACAAAUUCUUAAACAGUUCCCAGCUGUUUCAGUGAUUAAAAGGCAGAGCCAGGAAUAGGGAAGGCCUUACUUUCAUGAGAGAGAUUUGUUUAUAGCAUAAACGUGGAUCCUUAACAGUAACUCAGAGAAAACCAAUCUAAAGAUGUUUUUAAUCUUUUUUUACAUAUUCUUCGACUUCAUAAUGAAAUGUUUCCCUAUUUUCCAGGGAUUUUGUUGAGAAUGAAAUUAAUUCUGUGUGAAUGUUUUUCACAGUGGUAUUAGAAAGACACUGUAUAUUUUAAAUUCAGGCUGUUUCUAUUAUUUUUUGAAAAGAGGUCAGUGGAGAAAAAUGUGCCUAACAUCGUCAUCUAAAACCUGCUGUUUGAAUUUUGGGGAAUUUGUCAUUUUUUCUAAGGCAAGUUACUAAGGUAUUGAAGUUAAUAAGACGUAUUUGUUUCUGAAUCAGUUUUUGUUGUGGAGGAUUAGAAAGUACUAUAGUCCCUUAUUGAAAUUCUAAAAUUUAAAAAGUAUAGUGGUAGUUUGAAUAUGUCCUACUAGCUUGCAUUAUAAGUUUUAAAGUAUGUAUCUCAACACCUUUUAUUCCCAGCUCUCAAACUUUUGAAGUCUUCUAGAAGCUCCUAACCUCUCCUUACUUCUGUUUUUCCUGCUACAACAUAACGAUGAGUAUUUUCCCACUGAUCUCAAUAGGCAUGUUGAAAAAACUGAUGCAAUAUUAGUUACAAGACCCUGCACAAGUGUCAGCUCCUUGGUGCAGCCUGCACCUGUUCCCCCAGGCAGUCAGCACUUACCGCUUAUCCCAUUGCAUUGUGAUGGGUCAUUUCCACCUGGGGUCCUGGGGGAAGAAUGACAUCGGAGGGCCUUGAAGACGACCUGGCACAUUGUCAGGGGAUAAAGAAUGAAUGAAUGUGCACAUUGCCAAAGAAUCAUUCUUAUGCUUUACAGCCAGCUCUGAUAGAACCAAAAUUAUUCAAACCAGUGUAUUAAACUAUUAGAGAGCAAUAGUCUAAACUAUACUAAAUAGCAAAGGGAAUAAAAAUAAUAAUGUUCCUCUUUCUAUUUGAGAUUCCAUGGCAAGAUGAGUGUUAAGUUCACUCACAACUUACACUUGUAUAUCCAACCUUUGAAAAGGUCAUAUUUCGUUUCUAUUGCUUUACCUCUAUACAUGUCUUUUCACUAAUUCUUUCAUUUCUGCCACUUUCCUGUCUCCUUAUGUUUCUGCUGAUGUUCUCUCCUUUUUUCUUCAUCUGUUCUGAAACUCUUAUUUUCAUAGGUUCUGUUCGUUUCUCCACUUCCCUCUGCACCUUUCUUGUUGAUCUAUCCCAACUGUCUCACACAAGCUCAGCACUCCAGAUGUGCUCCCUGGCUCCUCUCCACAGGAAGACCUGGUGAUGCCAUAUUACAGCCACUGCAGCCCGGCUCCACCCUUAGACCACUAGGGCAUGAUGCCUCCGGCAUCCACAGCAUAUGCACAUUGUGGGAAAAUCUCAUAGUAUCUUGAAGUCUUGGCAGACAGCAUCAACAAUAAUGCAUAUGCAAAAGGCAUCCAAGGUUGCUUCUGUCUGAAGAGAGUACGACUGCCAACUGGAGGCAUUGCCGGCUCUGAGCCUCCAUAAGAAAUGCCCCAUUGUCAGCCACCAUCUUUCCUUUACCCACUCUGAGGCUAUAUUUGUGGAACAAAGUGUCACCUAGCAUAAAAGACACUCAGUUCUCUGGCUUUCCCCAUGACACGCGUUUCUCUGCUACUCUGAAACUUUCUGAAUUACAAAGUGAGAAAUAAGUUCUACUCAGUGAAUGGCCAUCAUGGCUGGUAUUGGUAUCGUGGAACCAAGGUCUUCCGGAAACCUGGUGGCAUGAUAUUCCUUUUUCUCUUCACCUAGAAUCUUCAAUGUUUUUCUUUUUUUUUUUUAAUGUAAGUGCAAAGAACUUAAAUAUAUGAUUGUGUAAGAUGAUAGUCAUUUAGAACAACAUUUUUUAAAUUUCUGAAAAAGUGAGGCCGGGCACAGUGGCUCACGCCUGUAAUCCCAGCACUUUAGGAGGCCAAGGCAGGUGGAUCACGAGGUCAGGAGAUCGAGACCAUCCUGACUAACAAAGUGAAAUCCCGUCUGUACUAAAAAUACAAAAAAAUUAGCUGGGCGUGGUGGUGGGCGCCUGUAGUCCCAGCUACUUGGGAGGCUGAGGCGGGAGAAUGGCGUGAAUCCAGGAGGCGGAGCUUGCAGUGAGCCAAGAUCAUGCCACUGCACUCCAGCCUGGGCGACAGAGUGAGACUCCCUCUCAAAAAAAGUCUGAAAAAGUGUUGGGCUUAUAGAGAUUUUCCUAAUAAGGUGUACAGUGUCUUCUUCUUUGCACAUCCAUUUUGGUGGAAAAUUCAGUCAAAUGCACUAGAAUAGUCUUUGGAUAUGUUUUCUAAAACAAGUAUCUAAUUCCCACAUGAAGAGAAAUGGCCUGAUUGAGUAUGCCUGUCUUACCAAAACUGUUAACUUACAGUGAGGAUGUGAAAAAAUAAGAACUCAGAUAGGCCCGUGGAUCAGAUGAAUAAGAAAAAGAGAAGAGACUAUGGAUAAAAACAGUUGCUGAUUUUCCUUUGAGAUGUUUGUGCUUCAUGCCGCCAAAUUGAGAUGAGAGAAAAGCCAAUUUCAUGCAGUUUGGCACAACUGUAAAAUGCAGCACAAACACACGUACGUGUAUGUGUGUGUGUGUGUGUGUCCCAUUGAUCCAAAAAGCCUGUUUGUCUAUUGGCAAGACGAAAUAUUAUCUUCAUGCAUCACCACCUCCUCCUAAAGGUAGGAUGGGGAUGGCCGUCAGUGCCAAUACAUUGUCUCUUCUUUCAGCUGGCGGGGGUGGGCAGUGGGAGGGAGCCACGGGGCGGAGACGCAGAGCAAACAGUGCCAGCACUGGAUCCCGGCGUGGGCCGGUGGUGGGUGCCAGGAGCAGCCAGGGCCUGUGCCUAGUCGUCACAUGUGGUGCUGAGCAACCACCAACUCUUCCCAGGAAGGAGGUGAAAAGAUAACACACACUGGAGUCCAGUGGAGGCGAGGACACUUCAUCCCACAGGGACCGCAGUGGCCAAGGGAAUGGUUUUAAUGGUGGUUUGACUUGGCAUACUUAUGAAAAGGCUAGCGCCCACCCGCUGGCCUGUGGGUUUAUUUGGCAAAACAUAAAACAGAGUCAGUUGCUUGUCCUUGAGAGUGGCCACUAUGGAUCUACCACAUUUCUGACUUGUCAGUCUGACAUCCGUGGCUGGAUUCUACAUAGUCUUGUGUUGAUGGAUUUGUUGCUUUGGGAGAAACGCAGAUAUGAUGGCAUGGCCUUCUCACUAUCUGCAGCAGAAACGGCCUUGUGUCUGCCCCGUGUCCCUGGUCAUCCACGGACAUUGGUCAGGCUUUCUGAUUCACACCACUUUCUCCUCAGCCCUCCAACUAAGUAAUAUUUAUAUUGUUCUGCUAACAACCUCUAUUGAAAUCCAAACUUAAUAACCUAUUGCUUGCUAGAAAUAUUCUCCUCUUCCUUUCUGCCUGUUUCAUGAUCUUGGUUUUUUUUUUAAAGAAUUCAACCCUUUUGCUUUUUCCCUUUCUCCAUCUUUAUAACUUUUUCAGACAAUUGAACUUCUGUCUGAACUUCUGAGCUUUCCGAUACCCUCAUACUUUGUGGUCAGCAUCAGAGACAUCAAAGUAAAGUGGGUAUUUGUUUCAAACCCUGAGUUGAUGAUAAGCCAUUAUGUCUGCUGCGUCUUCUCUCCAUGUGAGUGACAUUUUGCACCCCAGGCUUAGUUAUAGGGAGCAAGUUAGGAAUGUGUGUUUUGCAGUUUCUGUUGUUUAUGUAAACCAUCGAUAUCAGUUUAUUCAUCUGAAGGAAAUAAGAAAAAACACUUCAGUCAAAAUAAUUAGGAGCUAAGAUAAGAACACAGCACUUCAAAGUUCAUUUAGCUACUUACAUCUUCUACUUUACACGUCAUCUCAGCUUCCCUAUCUCCUAAGUGAAGGAUGAUUAUGAUAAACUUCACAAAAGUAGUGGGAGGUUAAAUUAGUGUUUGUGAAGCAUGUUGAGAUCUUAUGAUCAAAGAUACCGGAGUAUUGCAGAAUAGUGUGAUUACUAUCAAAGAAAAGAAUUCCUCAAACCAAGAGUCUGGAUUAAUCUGACUUAAUUUUCCAGCAUCUUCUGUAUCUGACUGAAUUUUCCAGCAUCUUCUAUACCUUCUAUAUCUGAAGCCCCAAACCUCCAAUCUCUUGCAGUUUUCUCGUGAUCUUAGAGUCCGUUUCUAAGCAUUGAAGAGGGUUAGAGAGUAGGCUGCAGUCAUAAACUUGUAAACAGAGGAGAAGUGUUGGGUGUUAAUGAAGGCUCAGGCGAGGGGCCGGAUGGGGCUUUGGGGGGCAUGUUCGGCUGGUGACUGUGCAGUGCUGCUCUCAGCAGCCACCGUUUGGCUGGUGCUCGGGUGGGGCCUUCACUAUGCCAGAAAAACUGUCCCUCCACCCAGCUCAUUCCUUAGAAUCAACAGGGACUUUCAUCCAUGCUGCACAAAAUCGGACGGAAAAGAUGGCUUUCCACAAGUUUCCCAAGUCACUUAAGGGGCACGGAAGGGGUAUGCAGGCAGCCGGGGUGUCAGAGGCAAAGACAGGCUGAUAGCACAGAGAUAAGCAAGGUGGAUGGAAAACCAUACCUAGACAUAACGUGUGCAAAAAUUGCAGAGUAGUAUCUCCAAAAUCACAGGCCACAAAUACACAGAUUUGGUGCAAACUGGCAAAAUGAGUUUGUACAUUUAUUUCCCACCCAUGUGUUUCAUUUUGCCUGUAAUCAUCAGAGCUGUUGUGGAUGGGUGGGUUACCCAAGUGUUCUUAAAGAGGCAACCCAUUUCUUCUCAGGCAAUACUACUACUUUAAGCAAAACCGCAGGCAUCCUUUGUCAAGGGUGGCUACCCUAGUCCAUGGUUCUUAAGCCUAGUACGUCAGACUCAUCCAGAAAGCUGUUGAAAAUACAGUCUUCCAGGAUUCAUCCUCAAACCACUUGAGCGGUGGACCCUGGAAACGUAGGACUCUGCAGGGAUCCUGAGGCAGCCGGCUCUGAGGCUGGCCAAGCCUCGGUAAGUGGGGGCAGCUGUGCCCUGGGCUGCAGUCAGGGAAUGAUGCACACAGUUGGGUUGUCCCUAACCUUGUUGGUUUCAUUCACCUCUUGAAGAAUUAGAUAAAAGCUGAUUCCCCCCAGGGGAAAAUGCUCAGAAUACAUCAUGUAUGUAGUUGUAGGGAAUUGUGCCUGUCCAGCUGUCCAUGCGGAGAAAACAAAGCUGAACUGCCAGGUCCGGCUCCUUUCUUCUCCAGCCCCAAGUUUUUGCUUGGCUUGGCACAUCCUUUCAUAGGUGUACGUAUUUUGUAAAUGUUCAUGUCCAGUGAUUAAAACUGUCAUUGGUAUAAUUUCUGACGAUAUGUAGUCAACCCCUUCACAAGUCUGUCGUUAAGCCCUCCACAAACUCACAGGGGUGCUUUGGAAGAGCUUGACAUCCGCCCUCCCCAAUGGAACAUAAGAGCCAUUCACACCCCCGCCCUGCAAGGGAGGGUGUGCUUAGGACCUGGACAUUGAGCUUGGCAGUAUCACCAGAUCAUUUACCGAUUGAAGUUAAAUUGAUGAUAGAAAUGUAGACGUCAAGAUUUUUGUGCCUAGGUAGUCUCAGCUUCCCUGACCCCAUCCUCGGAGAGCUCCAGGUCUAGGGGGACCAUUCCCAAGGGGAACCUCAAAAGUGUAUCUGCCAUGUCAGGGCAGACGUGUGUUUUGGUUGUUUUUGGUGAAGCCCCAGAGGGCAUUGUCCCUACACAGUUCUCUGAUAGGCGGAAGCUCCAUCAGGUCUGACCACAGCCUGGUUAUACCACGGCAGGUCCAGAGCAGGUGGCUGCUCAGGGUUUAGGGACUGAAUGAAUGCCGCAGACGUGGAAAAGAAAAUCAACUAGCUGUUUUAGGCAUCUGAUCAAUCAGUGUGAUUGGUUUCUUUACCAAGUUGAUGAGUAGAUCUGCUGUGUUCUCAGCAGUAAUGUGGUUAAGCUUCUCAGGAAUAUACACAUACACAAAUGUUUUCCCCGGUCUGGUGGAGGGUAGUAAUAAAAAGCAGAGCAUUUAGAGACAAAGUCAACUUGACAGGCAGAGUGGAGGUAAACAGUCUUCCUCUGCAGGAGCAGUGUUGACAAGCAGUGAUUCUUGGGAAGCGUACAGCUGUAGCACGGGCUCUGACUUCAGGGACUUCAGCAGUAUAAAAACAAUUUUUAAAUACCCAAAGUCAUUUAUUUUAAGUGUACUUGUAUGGUUUGGGGUUUUAUGUUAUCGGUUUAUAUAUAUGUGUGAUUUUUAUUAACUAUUUCCAGAAAUAAUUCUGCAGUUAAGCCAAAAGCUGCUGCAUGAAGCAAAAACUCUUCCUCCAUAGAUACCCUGCCUCAGUCGAGUUAGGCAGGUUUAGCCCAACCAAAGGACUGUAUUUGUUGAGAGAAGAGACAUUUGUUUUCUCCCCAAACUUCAAGCUCUGGUUUUGAAACAUAACUCUCAGUCCCAUCUCUAAAUCCUAGUUACAGCAUUAAUUCUCAAUAAGUUCUUCUUUUUGCACGUACUCUCAUGUAAGCAGCAGUCUAAAUAGCCAUGUAAGGGCAGCCAGAGGAGUGGGUUUGUGCCUUGGGGAACAGAGGAGCCAAGGCCCACCCACGUUACUUGUCCACUUCUCCUUCCAUCUGUGACAAUCAGCUCCAAGCAUUAAGGGCUUCUCCUGGUCCUGGGGGCCAGGCAACACGUCACCUCUGAGAUGUUGGCCUUUGCCACCGUGGCUUCUCCAGCACAGAGCCUCAUUGUCACUUCCUCCAGCUGCUCAGGGAACAUGAUCUUCACUGUUGUCAUGUCAGAUGAGGAAAUUGGGCCACCAGGAAGCCGAGUGACUUGCCCAAGGUCACGCUGUGUGCUAGUGGCACAGCCAGUUUCCAGGCCGUGCUCCCCCACGAAGCCUCUGCAACUUUCCUCCCAGAUCACGUGCACUGGGUCACCCAAAAACUUUGCCCUUCUGCACAUUAGCCUCUAAGGACAGCUGCUCUAAGCACUUUCUAGCCAGGCCCCUCAGCAGCAGCACUACAAGGGUGGCUGGCACUCUGGUUCUGUAGACACUGUCUCCUGCCUUUUCUCAGUGCUGCAGUGGGUGUAUCUGCACCUACUUAAUGGUCUGAAUCUAUAAACCAGCAGUCAGACACCUGCUGUGCAUUCAGGGGACAUAACCUGUCAUGCCUACCUGUGGAGCUGAGUCAGUGUACACGGUUCUCGGCAAUCAGGGGACAUCAGACAGCUGCACCCUCUUUUCCAGUGACACAGGCACCAGGUAUGAAGGCUUUGAGGGAUUUUCUGGAAGUAGGAAGGGUCAGGGCCCAACUGAACAUGUCACCACAGCACCUGACAAUGGCUUUUUGUCCUUUUAGUGUAUGACUGGACACACUUACUUACCAUGUAAAGGUGCUUCUUUUUUACAUUUAAAACCCAAAGCUGUGAGAUGCAGCGUACAGAGACGUGACCCCGGUUGGCCUUUUGCUGUUUCAGAUGGCAGUACUCAGAGGAACGCCAGCCAGGCCCAGAGGCCCCCGGCGCUCACUGGCCUUUCUUUCAUGUGCCCUUGGAGUUCUUAGAAUAGACUAUGAGAUUUUAAUUCAAAAGGAAUAUUCUACCAGCAGUUUAUAAUAGGCAUGGUUUGAGGAAAACCCAAACCUGCUUUUCCCAAGAUCUAAACCAUUUGAUGCACCAGUUAUCUGAUGCAGUGGGGCUCUCGCCCGAUCCAUUCUUUGGAGCUACACCAUACUCGAUUGUGCGGUGACUGACUUAGCCCCGGGCAGUUCAGACUUGGACCCACCGUGUGGCAUGUUUGUCCUCGUUGCUGUUGCUGUAUUGACAACGCCUUCAGAGGUGGUUUCGAGUGCAAGCCCCCUACCCGCCUUCCCUCCACUCCUCAUCUGCCCUCCAGCUUCUCCAAACACGCUUCGCUGCCUGCUGGGAAUGCUGCCUUGCAAAGGAGUGACGUCUCAAGUGUCGGGAAAGUUACAGCCUUCGAGUUGUUUCCUUCCCUACCUUUGAGAUAUACCCAGAUGCCGCAUUUUGUUUCACGCUUUUCUGUGGAUGGUGAGCAAAUGGCUGAUUCUUUAUGGCCCUCAGAGCCCCAGGAGGGUGUGGACAAGCACCUUUCCCACUUGAUACUUCUGGAUAUUUCCUUUCUAUGCCAUUAAAAUCGGAUGAGUGCUGUA
Molecule: messenger RNA, 10745 nt
Organism: Homo sapiens (human)
Lineage: Eukaryota; Metazoa; Chordata; Mammalia; Primates; Hominidae
Gene: GMDS
Product: GDP-mannose 4,6-dehydratase
Exons: 10
Coding region: 184-1203 (339 amino acids)
Biological process (GO): GDP-mannose metabolic process; 'de novo' GDP-L-fucose biosynthetic process
Cellular component (GO): cytosol
Molecular function (GO): GDP-mannose 4,6-dehydratase activity
Source: RefSeq, a predicted model, not a curated record